CUAGGCCUAGGCGGAUUGGGUCUUGGAGGCGUCGGGCUCGGAGGUCUCGGACUAGGAGGCGUUGGACUCGGAGGUGUUGGACUCGGAGGUCUGGGACUAGGAGGCGUUGGCCUUGGUGGCUUCGGUCCAGGACUCGCCGUCGGCGCAGGGCCCGUGGUUGCCGCGCCAGUGGCCGUGGCAGCCCCAGUGGCAGCACCUGUGGCUGUUGCAGCACCUGUCGCUGUCGCGAAACCUGUGGCAACCGUGUCGUACGUGAAGCAGCCUGUGGUGCGCGUCAGCUAUGUGACCAAGCCGGUGGUCAGCUACGUUAGGCAACCGGUGGCCUCGGUCUCACACACUAUCAGGCCCGUGGUUACAUACAGCGCAGGUGGUGUCGGGGCUGCUGCAGCUUUGGGCAGUCUAGGCGCUGGGGGUCUCGGAGGCCUGGGCCUGGCCAAUGGACUUGGCCUUGCAGGUUUAGGAGGCGGCCUUGGAGGAGGACUCGUAGGUCUUGAUGGUCUCGCAGGCGGGUUUGGAGGCGGAGUUGGAGGCCUCGGCGCUGGACUGGGCAGCUAUGGCUACGGGCCUGUCGGCGUCAAGAAGGGAUACAUUCGUCGUCGCUAGAUGCGUCAUGAGCUCUUUGUUUACCUGGACGUCGUAUGCGUCAGAGCCUUGCGGCGCAAACCGCUCAUGUCAACGUACUGCACUUUCUACAUUUGUGUAAAUGUCACCCUCAUUUCGAACAUGGCAUGGCUAGUCGCAGAAUAAAAUGUA
Messenger RNA from Rhipicephalus sanguineus (brown dog tick), 753 nucleotides. Its product is annotated as adult-specific cuticular protein ACP-20-like. Lineage: Eukaryota; Metazoa; Arthropoda; Arachnida; Ixodida; Ixodidae. The annotation marks the transcript as partial. The transcript has a single exon. The record is from RefSeq and is a predicted model, not a curated record.